AUGGCUGAUAGUCAACGUGAAAAUCCGCAGUCGAAAUCAAACCAGCCAACUAGCAUUGAAUCACCAGUUGGACAUGGCAUACACUCAAAUGCUCAAAAUGUAGAUGCAGAUGAAAAUGCUUCUGGCCUUGUUCGAGCGGUCGCUGCGCCAGUGGCGAUUCAAAAUGAUAUAAGUGAUGAUAUGGCAGAUCAAGCAAUCGCCAAUCAGCCGCGAACAAACCCCCCGGUGACUGAUUUGAAUCAAAAGGGGACAGGGGAAUCAAGCAAUGUGCCGAAUCAGGAACUGGCAAAUGGUGAUGCACCGAAUUCGGAUUUGAACGUUGUAAUCAACAUGAUGGAAAAUUUGGAUCUCAACAUGCGCCUCGAAGAGGAUUCGCCUUCAAGCCAACAAGAUGAGGAGAGUGAACAAACGGAUUCUCCACAUCACGAAGAAGUGCCGCCAAUUCGAGCAAAUUCGACGGCAAAUGAGCGCGGGCGGCGAAGUUUUCCAUCGCCAAAUCCAUCGCAUAUCGCACACGCACGCGAACUUUUGCGUCGCAGUGUUGAAAAUGCAGCAAUACUAUUGCAAGUGGUUGGCGGAGAUGUGGCGGCUUUUAGAAAUACACGUGCGGCCCGGGUCGAACAAGACAUGGAUCUUGUUCUCAGUAUUGUUGAAAGAUUAAAUAUCAUGCCAACCUUCCACGACGAAGUCACACCAGAAGAGCAAUUCCUCGAGUCUGAUGAGGAUUCAGAAGCUCACGAAGUUGAAGAAGCCAUCAAUGAUCCAGAUGUGCAAGAGAAUACUCAAUGCUCGAUCUGCUUGUCUGAGACGAUGGUCCAACCACAGCGCUGCCGAAUGUGCCGUAUGAUCGUUGGAUGCAAGCAGUAA
This is a messenger RNA of Caenorhabditis bovis, 867 nucleotides long. The record is from the annotation of a GenBank genome assembly. NCBI's taxonomy places the organism in Eukaryota, Metazoa, Nematoda, Chromadorea, Rhabditida, Rhabditidae.